AUGGCCAAGAAGAGCAAGGCACCCAAGGUGGCGGUCACCGGCCCUGAUGGGAAGGUGAGGGAGAUCUCCCAGAAGGGCAUGCGCAUCCUGAAGCGCAAGGCCGAGAAGAGGGCGCGCAAGGAGGCCAAGAAGGCGGCCAUGGAGGCCAAGAAGGCGCGCAAGGCUGCCAUUGCCAACGGCACCGCGCCGCCCACGCCCCCCGAGGCCGCCCCCGCCAAGCCGGCCAAGGUGCUGGACGAGGCGGCGCUGGAGAAGCGGCGGGAGAAGCGGCAGCGCAAGAAGGAGCGCCAGCAGCGGCGCAAGCUGGAGCGCGAGCAGAAGGAGGCGGAGAUGAGGGCCAAGCGCCCUCCCAAGAACAAGGACAAGUACAACAAGGAGAAGCGCAAGGAGAUGAACGAGAGGAGGAAGGCGCUCAAGGCAGCGGGCAUGUGGAUCCACAGCAAGACGGCAGUCCCCCCGCCGCUGCCCGCCAGCAGCCCCGCGGCGCCUCCCAGCGGCAAGAAGGGCAAAAACAAGCGCAAGCGGCAGGAGGAGGAGGAGGGCAAGGCUGCAGCGGAGGCGCCUGCGGGGGCGGCAGUGGCAUCGCCCGAGGAGCAGCAGCCUGCGGCGCAGAACGGCAAGAAGAGCAAGAAGGAGAAGAAGGGGAAGAACAAGGGCCAGCAGCAGGCGGAGGCUGCGGCGCCGCCUGCGCAGCAGCAGGAGGAGGCCGCGGCUCCGGAGGAGGCCGCGGCUCCGGCAGCGGAGCAGCAGCCUGCACCCGAGAGCGGCAAGAAGGAGAAGAAGGGGAAGAAGAAGGGCCAGCAGCAGAUGGAGGCUGCGGCCACGGCUGAGCAGCAGCAGGAGGAGGCCGCAGCUCCAGCAGCGGAGCAGCCUGCACCCGAGAGCGGCAAGAAGGACAAGAAGGGGAAGAAGAAGGGCCAGCAGCAGGCGGAAGCUGCGGCGCCGGCUGAGGAGCAGCAGGCGGAGGCGGCGGCGCCGGCUGCGGAGCAGGAGACUCUGCCGGAGAGCGGCAAGAAGAAGAAGAAGGAGAAGAAGAAGAAGGGACAGCAGCAGGAGGCAGACGCCACUGGCGAGGAGGCCGCCGCGGAUCCGCCAGCGGCGGCGGCCGCCGAGGGCGACGACGAGCAGCCAGCGCAGCAGAACGGCGGCGGCCCCGCAAGCGGCGGCAAGCCGGGCACCGCUGCGCGCGCCUUCCAGCGCGUGAAUGCCGAGGAGUGGCUGGACAAGAAGGGGGCAUGGGACAACAGCUACGAGGGCACGUUUGGGCAGGAUGGGUGGGGCUGGAAGGCGCAGGAGGUGCUGGGCAAGGUGCGCGGCAAGGACUUCCGCCACGAGAAGACCAAGAAGAAGCGGGGCAGCUACAAGGGCGGCGAGAUCAACCCCAACGCCACCUGCUCCUACAAGUUCGACAACUCAGUUUCCGUCGACUCCGCGACGGCCGGCUUCUUUGAGGCCGGUCGGGACGGCACUGGCAGCUGCGGGUACUCCGCCUCGAGCCUCAGCAACUGGGCUGACGGCACGGUUGCGCUCUCCCCAAACUCCUCUAUCGCCCUUCAGACCUCCCCCUUGGCCGGAUGUGGCGCCUGCCUGCUCGUGACGGCUGAGUGUGGCGUUGGAGACGCCGCCGCCACCUGCCUGGCAGCCAACAUAACUGCGGUGGUGGUUGACACCUGCGCCACCUGCGCCGCCGACGCCAUCAGCCUGGACUCUUCGUCCUUCCAGCUGCUCGGCGGCCGCCUGGCGGUCGGCUCCCUGCCCGUCACCUUCUCCCCCGUGGACUGCCACCCCGCCUCCAACAUCUCCAUCCACUUGACUGACUACCGUGUGGCGGCAGGGGGGUGGAUGCGCCUGGCCCUCGUCGACGUCGCCGGCGGCGGCGGGAUCGCAAGCGUGGAGCUGCGCCAGACACCACUGGCGGCUGGCCGCCUGGACCUGGUGGCCUCCGCCUGGCGCCGCAUGCACAACAUGCACGGCGCCUCCUGGGAGCUCAGCGGCCUCCCCGCCCCGCCGCUGGACCUGCGCAUCACCGACAACACCAACCGCCAGCUCCUGGCCAGGGAGGCAAUCACCGAGGCGGGCAAGCUGGGCCGGUUUGCCACCGCGGUGCAGUUCCCCCUCAGCUCCUCGCCCCAGAGCAUCGCAGCCGCCACCGCCGCGGCGCUGGCGCUGCCGGAGGCCGCCGCCGAGCUGGUGCCUGGCGAGGGAGCGGGGCUGGCUGGCACCAGCAUGCCAGAUGGGGCGGCGGACUCCAGCCUGCUACCCAGCGCCGAGCCUCGGGCGCUGGUGGCAAAGGAGGCGCCGGCGGCAGAGGAGGUGCAGGGUGGCGAGGAAGCGCAGCCGCUGGAUGGCAACCUGGGCGAUUCGGAGGGCGCCGGCUGCAAUGCCACCACGCUGCUGGGCGUGCUGGAGGGCAGCCGCGCCUUCACCAUCUUCCUGUCGCUGGUCCGCACGGCAGGGCUGGAGGAGGCGCUCGCCGACCCCGCCACCUCCCUCACCCUCUUUGCUCCCACCAACUCGGCAUGGCUGACCGCCGUUCGCAGCUGGCCGCUGCUGAAGUACGACCAGGACGCGCUGCGCAAUGUACUGCUGCAGCACGUCAUCAUGGGCCGCCACACCGCAAACAGCUUCCACGCCCAGCUGGAGCGGUACGACACCCUGGCGGGCGGUUUCCUGUCCAUCAAGGCCGCCGGCAGCCGCCUGAUGAUAGUCAGCCAGGCCAGCGCGGGCGCCACGGUGCGGAAGGACAUCGGGGCGGAGCCGGGGUGCGGCGGCGGCGGCGGCGGCGCGGGGGUGGCGCACGCCGUGUCCAGCGUGCUCAUGCCCACGCUGGGCAGGAGGCGGCUGCGCUGA
Molecule: messenger RNA, 2850 nt
Organism: Chlorella variabilis
Lineage: Eukaryota; Viridiplantae; Chlorophyta; Trebouxiophyceae; Chlorellales; Chlorellaceae
Exons: 11
Coding region: 1-2850 (949 amino acids)
Source: RefSeq, a predicted model, not a curated record